AGAUUCCAGCUCGGAGAGAGUUGCGCCUCCAAAUCCAGGCUGCUCUAGAUCUCUCUCUUUCUCUCUCGCACGCGCCCCGUUCCCAACCCCACGCCACAAAACAUGCGCCCUGGGGACAGCCCUAAUUCAUCUUGUAUCCUUUCCAUUGCCCAGCCUUUCGCUGCUAAUAUUUACUACCCACCACAACUGUCUGCACACCGUCAUUAUUGGACAGGUAUGCCAGGCUCCACAUUAUUUCCUGUGAACUUCCCAAGCAGCAGCCAUCUCUUGGGCAGCAUGCUCGCCGGUCCGAGCCUGGUCCCCGCCUUUAAAUUCCAGUUGCGGCGAGACGCGAUUGACUGGAGGCGGUUCAGCGCCAUCGAUGUGGAGCGGGUGGCUCGCGAGCUGGACCUUGCCACUCUGCAGGAGAACAUCAACAGCGUCACCUUUUGCAACCUCGAUGCAGAAAAGUGCCCCUACUGUCAGCAGCCAGUUGACCCUGUGCUCUUGAAGGUCUUCAAGAUGGCCCAGCUGACCAUCGAGUACCUGCUGCACUCUCAGGAGUACUUGAGCAUGAGCCUGGCCCUUCAGGAAGAGCAACACCAAGCGACCCUGGAAGACCUCAAACGCGUCAAGGAGGACUGGGAUAAGCAAGCAGAAGAGCUGAAGGGUGUCAAGGAAGAGAGCAGGAGGCGUAAAAAGAUGAUUGCCACGCAGCAAUUGCUCUUGCAAGCUGGGGCCAAUAACUACCACAAGUGCCAAUUCUGUGACAAGACCUUCAUGAACUACUCCUUUCUUCAAGCCCACAUGCUGCGCAGGCACCCAGAGGUCACUGCAAUAGAGCAGGAAAAGAAGAAACAAGUGGUACAAAUGGAAAGUGAGAUUGAAGAACUGAAGGUGAAACUGAAGGAGACCCAUGCCCAACUGGAGGCUGAGAGCCAAAGCAGGGCUCAGGAAGCAGAGCACCUGAGGCAAAGAGAAGAGGAAAGCAGAAGAAAAUUUGAGAGAUGGAAGGAGGAAGAGAGGGUAAAGUUUCAAAGGGAGAUGGAGGACCUCCGGCACCUGUUCCUCACCGAAUUCAAGGACAUUGCCAGCAAGAAUUCUGCCUUGGAGGGGAAGCUGCAGGAACUACAAGGCAAGAGUGCAGUGGUCUCUAAUCUGGGGACAUUGCAGGAUGACGAGUCACCUGACAAGCAACAAUGGAAGAAGACUCAGAGAGAACUACAGGGGAUGAAGGCAAAGAUUGAGCAACAGAAAACAGAAUGGAAGUGGAAACUGAGGGAUCUUCAGAAGGAACACCAGAUGGAGAAGGAAGAGUUGAAGGGUGAGAAUGAGAGACUACGGGCCUCCUUGUCUUCUGACCAAUGGAAAAUGGCCGAGCACAGCAAGCAGCAAAUAGCAUCACUCAGCGCACAACUCAGGGAACAGGUCAAGAUCAUCCAGUCACAGGAGAAAACAAUUAAGCUCUUGUCUUCUAGCAAACCUAAAGAAAUAACUGUUCCUAAGGCAGAAACUUCAGAAGAAUCUACUGAAGAAGAACUGGAAGAUACUCUGGACAGAAAGAAGAAGGUUCUAGAAGCACUGAGGAGGAAUCCAAACUUGCUGAAACAGUUCCGGCCGAUUCUGGAAGAGACCCUUGAAGAGAAACUGGAGAGCAUGGGAGUGAAGCGGGGUUCAAAAGGUAUCCCUGCUCAAACCUAUAAACAUUUGAGAGAUGUGAUAAAAACCCAACAACAGCAGAAGGCCAAAAAAUUUCCACAGCUCCUCGCCUUAAGAGACAAAAUUGAGCAAGAAGUGAAAAGGAAAGUCAGAAGGGGUCAGAAGGAUGAAAGCGAUCUCUCGCUGCCACUCUCGGGAACCUCAGGUAAAAGCCAAAGGAGCCCACAGUCUCCAAUCCAGGUUGUGUCUUCUAAGCCCAGAAUGCAACAAGUUGAAUUCAAGCCUUAUGCCUCAGAGAUGCCCAAACCAGCCCCUCGGAGCAAAGUGAACUCCAAGGCCAGUUCAGUGGAGACCCCCAGGAUGCCUUCUCCAAAGCAAGUGAGGAGCAGCACACCAUCUCUUCAAUACUCUGCUGCCCAUCAUCCCAGCACUUCGCCUUUCAGCUCUGAAGAAGAGUCUGAAGAGGAAUCAAACUUUACAUCUCCAAAGUUUACACCCCGCAAGACAGAACCAGACCCUCCCAGAGCAGCGCAGAAUGAAGAGAGUGACUGGGAUUCAUCUGACAUAGAAUUGUCGGAGGGGAAAGGCGGUAUGGGAAGGGUCCUUGCAACAACAGCAGAGACUCGUUCAGAAACAGUGGUGCAGUCAAUGGCUAAAAAUUUGGAGAGGACACUGAGUGCAUCUGGGAAAAAGCCUGCUGGUGGAGUUAAACUCUUUCCCAUCCCUACCAAAGAAGCUCCUAAACCUGGCCCAACUACUAAAAAAAUCCAGUUCAUUGAGGAGGAGGACAGUGACUUGGAGAUUUCUUCCUUGGAGGAAGUCACCCCACACCUGGAGACCAACAGCAAGCUGAAGAAGCCACCAGCCACAAGGAGCAGCGGGGACUCAGCUGAUUCUCGGGGCACCAGCCUCUGGGGUUCUGGCAGCACAAGAGCUGGCGCCUGGUAACCUUUGCAUUGAGCCGAGCUGUGUGAGACAACAGGCUCCAUUUGAGAUGGAACAGUUCCUGGGGCAAGUCAACGAAAAGGAUGCUGAUCUUUCAGAGAGAGAGAAUGUGAAUAACUACCAUACUCAGGAUCAUAUCUUUGGACUCAAGUGUGAAGUUGUUUUGCUUGAAUGUUUUCCUCCUUAGUAAAAAAAAAAAGAGAGAGAGAGAGAGAGAGAGAGAGAGAGAGAGAGAUAAAGUACUCUUUCACUGGAAGUCUCAGGUAACAGUGAAGUUCACCUUUUGAUGAAGGAAGCACAUCUCCACUUGAAGCUGAACCAACAAGAGGAAGCUCCCUGCUCUUUUUUUCUAUGGAGGAGCAUUCAGUCAUAUGAGCUCCCAGCUGUAGUCUCUAAAGUGCAAUAACCCCAGCACAGGAGCAUCAUUAUCGCUUCAAGUAUAGCUAGACUUAAGGCAUUCAGGGCCACACGUCUACUGAAUGCAUAGCAACAUUUCUCCUUGCUCUUAACCCCGUGUGUUUUUGCACAAUAUAUAUGAGUGUAAAUAAGUUUUUUAGAAAAUCUAUAUUGAAUGCUUUUCACACUAAAAACGCUUUCAUAAUUUUAAAGACUAUUUUUCUAUUUGGGGUAUUUUUCUAUAGAAACUUGUUCCGAUUAGACUAGUUGUCGGAGAUAACAUGAUCCAGUGGAAAUACAUGUGUCCCCCCCCCCCACACACACAGGAAAAUAACAGUUAUGGAUGGCAAUUUAGAUUAGGAUGACAAUGUUGGAGAAAGAGUAAACCCACCUCCCAUCUCAUUUGCCCUCCUUUCCCAAUUGCUGUUUUUAAUAUGAAUUUAAAGAAAUGUGAGGUACCUCAUCUGGUGUGGCUCAUAGUUAACAUAGUUGAGUUCUAGAAACACCGUUAAAUAAAAAGUUGCUGGAUAGAGCUGACCACUUGAUGGCACCACAACUCAAGAAACAUACAUUUUUUCCUUUGUUUUUUGAUAUGAUGCAAAUGGCACUUGUUACCAGAGUAGAUUUAUUAUUAUUAUUAUUUUAAAAAAGAGUAUUCAGGAGAACAAAUGGAGUAGGUAAAAAUGAGGCAUCCUAUAAACCUGCCCAAAAAGAAAUUACACAAGAGCAAAACUGGGGGUGAUCAUAAGGGGUCCAUAUCCCCUUCUGCCCUUUCUUUUUAUAUUGAAAAACCCUUUCAUUAAAAAAAUAAUUUCGAAGCAUUUGCUUUAUAGAAGUCCCAUCUGCUCAUUCCCAGAUUUCUCAGGAUAUAUGUGACCAUAUGUGCUGUCUUUGCAAGUUACCACCCUGCGUGUAUCUCAAGAAGGCAGAUGUGUAAAAUACCUGGCAAAAGUUAUUAAGCAUCAUGACGACAUUUGCAAGCUUGAAGAUAGUAUUUAUUGAGAUCUUCCUUUUUCCAGUAAGACAAUACAGUUACAUAAAAAUGAUCGCGGUUGGCAAUAAUCCUCAAUGUAAAGUACAAAACCUACAGAAAUCGUAUGUGGGAUCCAUCUGACCCCACACUUUUUUAAAAUGUAAAAGUAAUUUACCAUUAAGAUAGAGGUAGCUUGCAACUUACAUACUGUACAUUUAACUUGUGCACAUUCAGCUUUAUGCAUUUGUCAAUUUAAAAGAAAAAGAAAGAAAGGGAGGGGUGGAAAGGAGGUGGGCAUCCGUGGAAAAAAUACUUUGGCAGUCCCACCAGCCAUAGCACUCAAAGUGAUUUGACUCUACAUGAAUGAAUGAAUUGCCUGUAUGUAUAACGAUAAUAUUUGCACAAGUAUAAUAGCACAAUAAUCAUGAUUUGUGAGUGACUCCUAAACAACAAAUGUUUAGCUUCGAAGUACAGAUAUGAAUGUUUAUAAGUUCGGAUGUUAUGGGUUGGGUUUUCUCAUUUUAGAAAAGGAGGGGCAUCUCCAGAAAUAAAAGUUUCUCAUGCAACAUUUGUGUGUUUGUUAUGUAAACUCUGGUUGCAUGUUUGUGUGCUUAAUAUUUGAAUUUGAAAUAUUUUUUAGUAGAGGGAAAUGGCAAAGUUAAAAAAAAAUCAGAAGUCAACUGCAUGUAUGGUAUGUUCUUAUUCUGAACGCAUCCUAAAGUAAGGUAUGAUCUCUACAGUUUUCAUGGUGAAAUAGUCUCUGGAUGAAUAUAUUUAUUUAUUUUCUUCUGUAUUACAGAAUGUAUGUACAAUGCUGUUUAAAAACAUUCCAAAUCUUUGCAAAUCCACACAAAGAGGAAGGUCAGUCCCUGAAUGAAUGUGUAUGUGAGCAAUGAAAAGUAUACAAGUAUUUCUUGUAAAACAAAGUCUCACCUCUAUUUUGAAUUUUCAUCAAAUGGUUAAACAAAGAACUGGAAAAUAUG
Molecule: messenger RNA, 4935 nt
Organism: Podarcis muralis (Common wall lizard)
Lineage: Eukaryota; Metazoa; Chordata; Lepidosauria; Squamata; Lacertidae
Source: RefSeq, a predicted model, not a curated record